Myotis lucifugus (little brown bat) is the source of this 4147-nucleotide messenger RNA. It is a transcript of the gene GRIP2, whose product is annotated as glutamate receptor interacting protein 2. The transcript is spliced from 24 exons. Gene Ontology annotation, biological process: neurotransmitter receptor transport, endosome to postsynaptic membrane. The record is from RefSeq and is a predicted model, not a curated record. The coding region runs from base 1 to 3135 and encodes 1044 amino acids. Lineage: Eukaryota; Metazoa; Chordata; Mammalia; Chiroptera; Vespertilionidae. Gene Ontology annotation, molecular function: protein binding.
AUGCUGUGUGGGCUCAACCGGGAGACCCCUGAAGAGGCCGACGAUGGGCCUUACUCCAAAGGAGGCAAGGAUGCAGGAGGCGCCGACGUGGCCCUGGCUUGCCGCAGACAGAGCAUUCCAGAGGAGUUCCGAGGGGUCACCGUGGUGGAGCUGAUCAAGAAAGAAGGCAGCACGCUGGGCCUGACCAUCUCCGGUGGCACCGACAAGGAUGGGAAGCCCAGGGUCUCCAACCUGAGGCCCGGGGGGCUGGCGGCCAGGAGUGACCUGCUGAACGUGGGCGACUACAUUCGGUCAGUGAACGGGAUCCACCUGACCAGGCUCCGCCAUGAUGAGAUCAUCACCCUGCUCAAGAACGUGGGCGAGCGCGUGGUGCUGGAGGUGGAGUAUGAGCUGCCCCCGCCCGCCCCUGAGAACAACCCAGGGAUCAUGUCAAAGACAGUGGACGUCUCACUCUACAAGGAGGCCAAUAGCUUUGGCUUUGUCCUGAGAGGAGGGGCCCAUGAAGACGGCCACAGGUGUCGCCCACUUGUCCUGACGUAUGUGCGACCUGGGGGUCCUGCCGACAGGGAGGGCUCUCUGAAGGUGGGCGACAGGCUGCUGAGCGUGGACGGGAUCCCCCUGCACGGGGCCAGCCUCGCCGCGGCCCUGGCCACUCUGCGGCAGUGCAGCCACGAGGCCCUCUUCCAGGUGGAGUAUGACGUGGCCAUUCCAGAUACCGUGGCCAAUGCUUCGGGGCCCCUGAUAGUGGAGAUCACCAAGACGCCGGGGUCCGCCCUGGGAAUCUCGCUCAUCGCUGGCUCCCACCGGAACAAGCCAGUCAUCACCAUCGACCGCAUCAAGCCGGCCAGCGUGGUGGACAGGAGUGGAGCGCUGCACGCUGGAGACCACAUCCUGUCCAUCGACGGCACCAGCACGGAGCACUGCUCGUUGCUCGAGGCCACCAAGCUGCUGGCCAGUGUGUCAGAGAAAGUGCAACUGGAGAUCCUGCCUGCGCCCCAAAGUCGGCGGCCCCUGAAGCCCUCAGAGGCAGUGAAGGUGCAGAGAAGUGAGCAACCACAUCGCUGGGCCCCCUGUGUGCCCUCCUGCCACAGCCCCCGGCCCGGCCACUACAGGACGACACCCACCUGGUCCACACCGGCCGGCCAAGACCAGAGCCGAUCCUUAUCCUCGACUCCGUUUUCCUCGCCGGUCAUGAACCACACCUUGCCCUGCACCAACCCCAGCACCCUUCCCCGUGGAUCCCAGCCCAUGAGCCCCCGGACCACAAUGGGGCGGAGGAGGCAGCGAAGAAGGGAGCACAAGAGUUCAUUGUCUCUGGCCUCCAGCACCGUGGGGCCAGGCGGGCAGAUCGUGCACACAGAGACCACGGAGGUUGUGCUCUGCGGCGACCCCCUCAGCGGCUUCGGCCUCCAGCUCCAGGGCGGCAUCUUCGCCACCGAGACCCUGUCCUCCCCGCCCCUGGUGCGCUUCAUCGAGCCUGACAGCCCGGCCGAGAGGUGUGGGCUGCUGCAGGUGGGGGACCGCGUGCUGUCCAUCAACGGCAUCGCCACUGAGGACGGGACAAUGGAGGAGGCCAACCAGCUGCUGCGGGAUGCUGUGCUGGCCCACAAGGUCGUGCUGGAGAUCGAGUUCGACGUGGCGGAGUCUGUCAUCCCGAGUAGCGGCACCUUCCACGUGAAGCUGCCUAAGAGGCGUGGUGUGGAGCUGGGCAUCACCAUCAGCUCGGCCAGCAGGAAGCGAGGGGAGCCGCUGACCAUCUCUGACAUCAAGAAAGGCAGUGUGGCACACAGGACUGGCACCCUCGAGCCAGGGGACAAGCUGCUGGCCAUCGACAAUAUCCGCCUGGACAACUGUGCCAUGGAGGACGCCGUGCAGAUCCUGCGGCAGUGUGAGGACCUGGUGAAGCUGAAGAUCCGGAAGGACGAGGACAACUCUGAUGAGCAGGAGACCACGGGCGCCAUCAGCUACACGGUGGAGCUGAAACGCUACGGGGGCCCCCUGGGCAUCACCAUCUCAGGCACGGAGGAGCCUUUUGACCCCAUUGUCAUCUCCGGCCUCACCAAGCGUGGUCUGGCUGAGAGGACUGGCGCUAUCCACGUUGGGGACCGUAUCUUGGCCAUCAACAGCGUUAGCCUCAAGGGCCGGCCACUGAGUGAGGCCAUCCACCUCCUGCAGGUGGCUGGUGAGACCGUCACACUGAAGAUCAAGAAGCAGCUAGACCGCCCACUCGCACCUCACAAGUCAGGCAGCUUCAGCGAGCCCAGUGAUGCGGAUGAGGACCCGCCAGAGGCACUCAAAGGAGGACAGCUGACGGCCCGGUUCUCGCCCGCUGUGCCGAGCGUGGACAGCGCCUUGGAGUCCUGGGACAGCUCGGCCACCGAGAGUGGCUUUGGGGGCCCAGGAUGCAGGCACCCCCUGUCUCCACCUGCCAGGUUCCUGAACCCCCAGGAGUGGCAGCCCAGCCGGCUGAGAAGCAGCCCCCCACCCACCGAGCCCCGGAGGACGAGCUACACCCCUGCCCCUGCUGACAAGAGCUUCCCCGAGGAGGAGGAAGAGGAGGAUUGGGAGCCACCAACUAGCCCAGCCCCCGGCCCUGCCCACAAGGAGGGCUUCUGGCGCGUGUUUGGGGAAGCCCUCGAAGACCUGGAGUCGUGUGGUCAGUCAGAGCUGCUGAGGGAACUGGAGGCAUCCAUCAUGACGGGCACCGUGCAGAGCAUGGCCCUCGAGGGCAGGCCUGGCCACCGGCCCUGGCGGAGGGGCCGGGAGGUACGCCCUUCCCCGGAGGAGAUGCAGGAGCUGCUUCUGCCAACACCCUUGGAGAUGCACAAGGUGACCCUGUACAAGGACCCCACGAGGAAUGACUUUGGUUUCAGCGUCUCAGACGGCCUCCUGGAGAAGGGUGUCUAUGUCCACACUGUGCGCCCCGAGGGGCCCGCCCAGCGUGGGGGCCUCCAGCCCUUCGACAGGGUCCUCCAGGUCAACCACGUUCGCACGCGGGACUUCGACUGCUGCCUGGCGGUGCCGCUCCUGGCCGAGGCGGGCGACGUGCUGCAGCUGGUCAUCAGCCGCAACCCGCUGGCACAGAGCAGCCGGACCCCGCGAGCACCCGGCCCCAGCAGCCCCCGGAUGCUCUGACGUCGGCGUGGUUGACACCGAAGGGGCACUCCAGCUGAUCCUGGCUCCCAGACCUGUAGCUGGGUUGGAAAAGUGGCCACCCACACGUCCAUCUGUCCAUCUCGCAGGCUCUAAGCCACGGACAGGACCUUGUCACUGUUCUCUGGUUCUGUGGAGCUGGCGUGCCAGGCAGUGAGGUCCCUGCCCCAAUUGGAGUGGCAUCUCCAGGUCUUUCUCCAUGUUGGGUCUCCAAGAUGCCCAGAGGUGCCUGGCCUAACAGGGACGGGCUGCUCAGCUGGGAGAAGAGGGGUCUGGAGGAGGCUCAGGUCCCUACUGAGCAUCCUCAGACAGGCGUCUGAUGUGGGGAAGCCUAGCUCAGCGUAGGGAGCGCUUUCUCCCAGUGGAGCUAUGGAGCUGGAAUGAGCUGCCACGGAGGAGUGAGCUCCGUUACAGCAGGUGAGCAAGCAGGGGCUGGGCACCCCGUGGGGUUGUUGCCUGUGGUGUGAGGCCUCCCAGUGAUGCCUCCACAUGUGCUCAGAGGGUUAGUUUCCUGGCAGGAGCAAUCGGGGUGAGGCUGGGGCCACUUCAGCGGGAGAAAUGAUCGCCAGGAAGGAUGCUGCCCGCGUGGGAGCCCACCUCCUCCUCCAGGAUCCUGGUGUUCGGGGCUUGCUGGUUCUGAGAGUCUCUGAGUCCCAGUGUCCCCACUUAGAAGGUUCUGAGCUGGGAUGUCUGGAAUCCAGGAAGCAUCAGCCCUUUGAUAUGAAAGUUGGUGAUUGUUUCAUUUUGGCGUCUCUGAUCCAAAGCUGCUGAGAUUUGAGGCCGGGGUACUGGGCGCCCUGGGCAGCUCAGUGUCGGCUUUGGGCUCUCAGCCCCUCCUGCUUCUUUUGUAGGACAUGUGGCCACUAACCCAUCUGCACAGGCCCCUCGGAGCCCAGGCUCCUCCAUGUGGAGGGAGUCAUUUUGGGAUAAAACUGGGGCUCCAUUCACCUGCCACUCAGUGAAGGUGGGAAGCCAUGGAAAUACGAUACAUAAG